AUGGAUCUUAAUAAACAAAUUAACGAUAUAUGGAUUGCUUUUGGUGUAUUAGCAGGUUUGGGUAUGAUUCUUGGAUUUUUUCGAACAAUAAUUUGGUAUUCACGAGCAGGACUCGAAACAAUUGAUUUAUUAACAAUUUGGAAAUUUUUUCUUUAUAUAUGUAAUAUUCUUGGAACAGUCUUUUUUAUUGUUAUGGCAGGUGUUUCAUUAUGGUGGUUAAUUUUUUUUAAAAGACAAGAUGCAAUAUCUCUUGUUAUGCCAACAAAUGCACAACAAGUAUCAUUUACAGUACUUGUUAUUAUUGGAUUUAUAUUUAAAACAAUCGAUAUUCUUCAUUUAAUUAUUCGUCAAUCAAAUGCGGAUAUAUUUUUUAUUGAUUGGGAAAAGCCCAAAGCAGGAUAUAAAAGUACUGUUUCUAUAUGGCGAACAUAUUUUGUUGCAAAUGAAUUUCAAGAAAUUCAAACAUUUCGUCGUGUUAGCGUUAUAUUUCAAUUAUUCUUUGUUUUAUUUUUACUUAAAGUAAUUAACUUAGAAAAUGUAGCUACGAUGGAACCAGGUGUAAAUAUUUUCCCAACAACUUCUGACUAUAAACCUGAAUAUAAUGGUAUUCUUCGUGUUGGUAUCGCUUUUUCAAUGUGGCUUGUAACAGCUCUUAUUCAAUAUUUAGUUUAUGUAAUAUUCUAUCAACGUUUUAUUGAAGAUAGUAUACUUAAUUUUAUUGAUUUAUGUUCGGUAUCAAAUAUAAGUGUAUUUAUUUUAACGGAUUAUCUCUAUGGAUAUUAUAUUCAUGGUCUAUCACCACAUGGAACAACUGAUGUUAAUAUGAAAGAAAUGAUAAUGAAUUUAGAACGUGAAUCAAAUCAAAUGAGUGGUGGACGUGGUUUACAAGUAAAAUCUGAUGAACAAACAUUUAUUGUUCAACUUACUAAAAGAUUUCGUUCACAAUAUAAUAGUUUAAUUAGCAGCUAUCAAACCCAAAAUCGUACAUCUGCAACAAACCAAUCUGAUAAAAACAAUCCAGAGCAUCUAUUGAGAUCCUAUCAAAAUUUAAAUGAAUUUUUAUGUGCAUUUAUUACUCAUUCAUUACCAAACGAUAAAUAUACUAUUUGUCCACGACGUUUUGUAGAAAAACUUCUUAAUUAUGAAUUUCAAGAACCUAUUCCUAUUGAAAGCUUCGAAGAACAAGAAAAUCGAUUUUUUAUUGAUGAUGAAAAAAAUUUUACAAGAUCAUUUUUUACUGGUCAUGAAAACUCAUUAUUUGUAUGGAAUGCGGCAACAUUUCUUUUUAUUGAUUAUCUCGCAUUUAAUUAUGUAUUAGCAGCAAUUCUUACAUAUAUACUCAAUUUAAUAGCAGAAAAAAUGCGUUUAUCAUUGGGACGAAAAAAUUUAUCACAGAAAACAUUAAUUCCUAAGAACUUUCUUAUUUAA
This is a messenger RNA of Rotaria sp. Silwood2, 1428 nucleotides long. The record is from the annotation of a GenBank genome assembly. NCBI's taxonomy places the organism in Eukaryota, Metazoa, Rotifera, Eurotatoria, Philodinida, Philodinidae.